AUGGGCGGGCUAGGUCCUUUUCCAGCGCGUUGGUGGGAGAAGUGGGAUGCAAAGGACAAAUAUUUCUCCGAAGACGGCUCGUGGAAGGAGGAAAAGAAGCCUGAUUUUAACUCACUGGCGGAACAUCUUGUGUUUCUCGCUCGAGGACAGACAUGGAAGACGUCCGAAAUGUGCAAGGACGAGUUCACGGCUCUAGAGGACUUCCUCAAGAAGAUGCUGGUAUACGAGUCGACAAACAGGAUCACUGUCAAUGAGGCGGUGGCCUCGGAAUGGGCGCAGAAAAGGGCAAUAGCAGACAUUACCGAAGCCGAUCCACAGUGUCUCUUGAGUCUCAUUCGCAAGACUUGCAACCAACUAGGGCCGAGGCUUAAGGAAUACAAUAAGCUAAAGGAGGCACAAAAUGCUGCAGAUGCCGCGGAGGAAGAUGACCUUGUGGAUAAGGAUGAGAAGUUGAGGUUGAAGCAGCAUGCGGACCACCUGUACGAACAAAUCUACAUUAAAGACGAAGAGAAGAGGGAGGCGCGAGAGGCUCAAGACAUGACGGACACGGUGAUAGCUUCACCCUGGGAGCUUCCGCCGCCACCACUCGUCGGUUCCAGCGCUCCUCCAGGUCCGGCAUACCGAUCCUGGACGCCGCCCGACCGUGAGGCCUGGCGCAUCUCAAUGCUCGCCGAGUGGAUGAAAGGAAAAGCCCAUCAUGUUGAGAACAAGGUGGAGGCAGUAGAGCAUGAGCCUGCGGUGUAAGCAACCCACGAGUUGAGUUCCGUGAGCUCAUAUGAGUUCUGAAAGUACUUCCUACGUCCUCCAUAGCAUUGACGGAGGUACGUGCUUCUAGAUGCUUCAUGUAACAGAAUUGUGUCCGUCAUGAAAAGACCCCAGCUACGACAGGUCAUCCUCACAUAGAUGGCACUCUAUAAAGUCAACC
Molecule: messenger RNA, 925 nt
Organism: Mytilinidion resinicola
Lineage: Eukaryota; Fungi; Ascomycota; Dothideomycetes; Mytilinidiales; Mytilinidiaceae
Exons: 1
Coding region: 1-744 (247 amino acids)
Source: RefSeq, a predicted model, not a curated record